AUGCCAUCUGAUGGUGAACUUGAUCGAAAUACUAUCUUUGAAAAAUUUGCUUCAAUCAAACGAAUGCAUGAUGAAGUAGGUAGAAAACAAACGGAAGACUAUCAAAAACGUCUACAAAAAUUGAAAGAAGAAGAAGAAGAAACUUCAGAUUGUCAAAAAAAAAAAUCAAUUUUUAUUCUUAGUCGUGAUUUAUUUCUAACAUCGAAAAAUGACAUAAAUCAAUCCGACAUAUUACUUUCACAGCAGCAACAACAACGACAUCAUUCUUCAUCGAAGUCAACAAAUCGAUCUUCAUCUCAUUAUCAUCAUCAAGAUUCAUAUGAUCAUGAAUGGAAUAUUGACGAUGAUUUUCAACCAUUAAAUAUAACUGAUAAUGAAGUACUUGAUGAAUCAAUCUCAAAUCGUUUAACAAAUGAUGAUGAACCAGAUGAUUCAUAUAUAACUGCUUAUCAACAAUUAAUUCAAACUCAACAACAACAAAUGGUGGCUCAACAAGAACAAGAAAAUAUGUUAUCCACGAUAUUUGAAGCAUCUUGUGAAGAUGCCUAA
Messenger RNA from Rotaria sordida, 549 nucleotides. NCBI's taxonomy places the organism in Eukaryota, Metazoa, Rotifera, Eurotatoria, Philodinida, Philodinidae. The record is from the annotation of a GenBank genome assembly.